AUGAAGCACUCCACAAUAUCCCUUGCCUUUGUAGCAGGCCUGGCUCUCGCCCACCCGGCCCCAAGCCCGCCGUCGGCCGAGACAACAUCGUCGUACACACAAACCAUCGCAAGCCAGGCCCAGGCCACCAGCGCCGAGAUGGAGGCCGAGAUCCAGCGCUACUGGACAACCGAGCGCAUCCUGGCCAUAGACCACAAUCCGUACUCACCAUCCGACCCGCCCGAGAUACCCCCCGAGCUCCAACCGCUCGGGCAAGAGUACUCGGGCAAAGGCGCCGUCCCGUCGACGGUCGGCCGGCUCUUUUACUCGGUCCACAUGGCAAACGGCUCACUUCACGAUAGCACAUGCACGGCAACGCUCCUCCGCAGCCAAAACAAGGCCACGCUCGUCACGGCCGCUCACUGCAUCCACACCGGCCGCCAGGGGCCCGGGAGCGAAAUGUCGCUCAGCUGGCACGCCAACCUGCUCUUCGUGCCGGGAUACCACGACGACGUGCCGCGCGCCAACUUCACCAUUGCCCGCGCGUUCCUGUCCAGUCGCUGGAUCGACGACCGCGAUUACUUUGUCGACGACCGCGCCUUCAUCGUGCUCAACCGACCGGACGCGACGGCGCCGGCGCAGGACAUUCAGUUCAAGAAGAUCGACCCGCCGUACGGCACACGCUACAUCAUGGGAUACACGCGUUCGGUGACGUUUGGCCCAAAGGACACCUACCGGUAUGGCACGCCGGCCUUUACUGGCCGCCGACUCGCCGUGAGCCAUGGGACCGCUGAGGACUGGUGGCGUUUCGACCACGAGACGACGGGUAUUCCGAGCGUACAGAGCGGCGGCUCUAGCGGCGGGCCGCAUUUUGCAGAGUUUAAUGAGGAGACGGGCGUUGGAACCGUCGUGGCUGUGAAUUCGAUUGAGGACUAUAAGGAAGAGGACGGUGUGAGGGCGACGUGGAUGCUUGGCGCGCCGGUUCAUGACGAGUUUUCCAAGGGUCUUUAUGAUGCCGCACAAGUUGUGAAGCCGGCGUUGUCUUGA
This is a messenger RNA of Metarhizium brunneum ARSEF 3297, 1026 nucleotides long. RefSeq lists its product as uncharacterized. Gene Ontology annotation, molecular function: serine-type endopeptidase activity. Lineage: Eukaryota; Fungi; Ascomycota; Sordariomycetes; Hypocreales; Clavicipitaceae. Gene Ontology annotation, biological process: proteolysis. The record is from RefSeq and is a predicted model, not a curated record.